Leptopilina heterotoma is the source of this 3389-nucleotide messenger RNA. RefSeq names its product glycerol-3-phosphate acyltransferase 1, mitochondrial (gene mino). The coding region runs from base 224 to 2815 and encodes 863 amino acids. The transcript is spliced from 13 exons. Gene Ontology annotation, cellular component: mitochondrial membrane. The record is from RefSeq and is a predicted model, not a curated record. Lineage: Eukaryota; Metazoa; Arthropoda; Insecta; Hymenoptera; Figitidae.
CAUCCAUUAAUGGCGUCGAUGGCGUCCGCGAGUGAACAAAGUAUUUUGUUUAAACAUCUUUAAAAACGCAUCGUAUUUUUAUUCUGUUUUUUAAAAAUACUAUUUUUUAGAGUGAAAUAUCAAUAAUUUGUGACGUGAAAUACCUAAUGAUCGCAAUUGAGAUUUUAUCCUAAAUUGACUGUGUUAACAAAAAGGUUUGAAAAAAUUUUGCCAAUGAGACAAUAUGUACGGUUUGGUGGAGCUUUUCAUCUUUUGCGGUGUUCUCUAUUAUUUAUUUAAUGACAGAGCUAAUAACAUGGUAGAUGUAAUGUCAACACGUUUACACGAAGUCUACGCAAAAUGGGAAAGACGAACGGAAGUGCCAAGAAAUUUGGAUUCAAAUGCACCUCGACUUUCCCUCGGUGGACUUCGUCGAGCGGGCCAACAAAUGCAGAGAAGACGAUUUCAAAAUAAGGAACAAGCGCGAAAAGUUCGAGAGGCUAGUUUAUUUAAAAUUAAGGAAUCUGAACCAAUGGCUGCAGAAAUUCCCAGAACGACACCAUUCUUCUUCUACUGUUGCAGAAGUUGUACUCCGUCCUCAAGGGAUUCACUGGUUAAUAAAAUAUCAACUCAAUAUCAAACACAUGGCAAUAAUAUUCUCCUCGUGAAAUCGGGGACAAGUAUUUUAAGUAAAAUUUGCAGUUGUAUAAAUCAAGUCUACAAUAUAAAAAAAUACGAUUAUCCUCAAGUAACGGAAACCGUUCUGAAUGAUGAGAGAUUGCAGGAAGCGAUAAAAUUAACAGCAACUGAGAAUGCGGCUCACGACGGUGGAAAUGAGGAGGAUGAAAUUGUAAAGGCAAAAAUAAGGGCCAAGCAAAUUUUGUUAAAAAUGCAAAGCAGUUUGAGCGAUAAAGUUUUAAGGAUAGUGGCGUGGAUUUGUUUCAAAGUGCUUCCAUGUUUUAUACAAUCGGCCGUUGUACAACCAUCGCAAAUUGAAAUGCUCCAAAAGGCAAAUGACACUGGAUUGCCAAUGAUUUUUAUUCCUUUACACAGAAGCCAUUUGGAUUAUAUUAUGACGACAUUUAUUCUUCUUUGUAACAAUAUUAAAUGUCCAUUAGUUGCCGCUGGAGAUAAUCUUCGUAUUCCCUUCUUUGGGUGGCUCUUGAGUGGUUUAGGAGCAUUUUUCAUAAAGAGAAGAAUCGAUCCUGUUCAGGGGAGAAAAGAUAAACUUUACAGAGCAACAUUGCAUACCUAUAUAAUGGAAUGUUUGCGAGCCGGUCAUAAUAUUGAGUUUUUCGUUGAGGGCGGAAGAACGAGAACAGGAAAACCAUGCAUGCCAAAGGGAGGUGUUCUUAGUGUAAUUAUUGAUGCCUAUUUGGAUGGUACGAUAGAGGAUGCUCUAUUAGUUCCCAUGUCGAUAAAUUAUGAGCGUUUAGUAGAUGGAAAUUUCGUCCGCGAACAACUUGGUCAACCGAAGAAAAUGGAAUCUUUUAAAUCCGCAAUUACAGCCAUGUGGACGACAUUGAUGGGAAAUUAUGGAAUUGUCAAGGUUGACAUUUGUCAACCUUUCUCCUUGAGGGAGAUGCUUAAAUUCUUCCAAAAACAACAGACGAGAUUAAAUCCAACGAAUAGUGAUCCACAGCCAAAAUCAUUGAAGUAUUCAAUAUCCAGUUCCUCUCUAUUUGGUACUGAUGUUGUUGUUGAAGAUCGACAAUUGGUUGAAAACAUAGCACGUCAUAUCGUUUAUGAUGGUUCCAAAUCAACGCCAAUUAUGUCUACAAACGUAAUUGCUUUUCUGCUUCUUUACAAAUUUCGAGACGGUUGCACAUUGGACGAUUUAGUUAAUGCCGUUGAUUCAAUGAGACAAGAAUUGGAAUUUGCAAAAAGAGAUGCAGCCUUCUCGGGUGAAAGUAUUGACGUCAUAAAUCACGCACUGGAUAUUUUGGGACCUGGUUUAGUAAAGCAACAGAGGCAAGAAAUCACUGAAACAGUUAAUAAUCAAAUAGUAAAAUCAGGAUUCAGAACUGCAAUACAGCCAGUUUCAAUUCUUCCAAAUGUUAUCGAACUAUCGUACUAUGCAAACACAAUGGUUUUGCAUUAUAUUCUAGAAAGUGUAGUUGUGACGGCAUUGUAUGCGGACUUGAAAUCACAGAUGAAUGAUCCGAGAGCGAUUGCGGAAAAUGACAUAAAAAUAUAUCAAGAUGAUUUGGUGGAGAGAGCAAUUGAAGUCUGUGAUAUUCUUAAGUAUGAAUUUAUUUUCUGUAGGCCAUGUCAGGAAUUGGAGCACGUGAUAGUCGAUGUGAUUCGUGGUCUUUGUUCUUCUGGUAUUAUUUCAUUAAUUGAAGAGGCUUAUUUAGAAGAAGAAUUGUGGAGCAGAAGAUACGCGAAAACAUUCGACGAUAGCUCAGACGAAGAAUACUCCAAUGUUAAUCGCACUAGAAAAAUUCAGUACAAACUUAGUCUUAUUCCGGAGCAUUCAGAUCGCAUGGAAUUUCUCCAUAGAAUAGCGAGACCUUUAAUAGAUACCUAUUCGUUUAGUGCAUUUUCGUUAAAAAAAUUGGUGAGCCGCUCUACGAUGGAGAAAGAGUUUCUUCAGGAAAUCUUAAAGGAAAUUAAAUCCAACAUCGAUAGCGGUGCAGUUAGCUACGGUGAAAGUCUUUCGAUUGAUCCAGUUAAAAAUUCACUGAAACUAUUCGAAAAAUGGAAUGUCCUCGAAUGUUACUCGCAGGAAAAUACAAAGUUAUUUAGUCUGAAGGACGAGUACGAUGACGAUGUUGCCAUAAACAGAAUAUUUGAAAAAGUAGCGGCUUACAAAUGGACGCGAAACGUUGAUUGAGAAGUAGAUUUAAAAAAAAACAAAAAAUUAUAUUCCGUUUAUUGGUGAACCAAUUUUUUUUUUGCUCAGAAAAGGCAACUUUCACGCAAGAAAAAAAGGAAUGAAACACACAAAUUCGGAAUUACGUACAAUGCAACGCUCAAAACAAAACAAAAAAAACAACAACAAUUAGACUGUUUUUUCUUUUUAGUACGAAUUAGAGAAAAUUCAGUUUCUCAGGCAAAGACUUAUACAUAUUAUAUAUAUAAAUAUAGUUUUUAUAUGCGACAUAAAAAAUUAAGUAUAUUUAUAGAGAUCGGGCCUUUUUUUCUACGGGCGAAUGAAAAUGUCAGUGAUUUCUCUCUUUAUUUCUUUCUUUUUUUUCUCUUUUUAUUUCUCUCUUUUUCUCUCUCUUUCUCUUUAGUUGUAAUUAAUUUUUGUUGCAAAUGUGGCUAUUUUAUGACUGGUAAUGAAUGCAAGGAUCGACUUCUUUUUUUUUUCUUUUGUUAUAAACGGGAAAUUCUUAAAAAAAACCGUUAUAAUAAAAUUUAUAUUUUUCAAGAUCGAUUGUGUCAAUAAAAGAAUUUAAUAUCAA